Molecule: messenger RNA, 1546 nt
Organism: Anguilla rostrata (American eel)
Lineage: Eukaryota; Metazoa; Chordata; Actinopteri; Anguilliformes; Anguillidae
Product: olfactory receptor 1M1-like
Exons: 2
Coding region: 255-1226 (323 amino acids)
Biological process (GO): G protein-coupled receptor signaling pathway; detection of chemical stimulus involved in sensory perception of smell
Cellular component (GO): membrane
Molecular function (GO): odorant binding; G protein-coupled receptor activity; olfactory receptor activity
Source: RefSeq, a predicted model, not a curated record
UAUAACUAUAACAUCACUGCAACUGUUAGUGAAUUGAAUGUAGUCCAGCUAUGACAUCACCAUCUGAUAACAACCUGUAUGUUUACAUGGGCCAGUCCUUUAUAAAUAGCGUGAGUGAAGAUUCCAUUCCUUGUGUUGUUUGCAGAACACCAGCAGAAUCAAGGCUGUAAGUUACAAUAUGCACAAAAAUAUUCAUUUUACAGGAGGACAAUAUGAAAUGAAAUAUCUGCUGGGAUUUGUUGUACAACUACACCAUGGAGAAUGGAUCAGUGGUGACGUCAUUCAUAUUGAAGGCAUACACUGAACUGGAAGACCAUAGAUAUGUAUACUUCACAGGUUUCCUGUUAUUGUUCAUUCUUAUGGUAUUAACCAAUGUAAUUCUUAUUAUAGUAAUUUACACUGAGAAAGGUCUUCAUGAACCCAUGUACUUUUUUAUGUGUAAUUUAGCAGUGAAUGGAAUUUAUGGCACUAUAUCUCUAUUACCAUCAGUCCUUGGUUAUUUAACAUCUCAUUCUUAUGAAAUAUCUCUGACUGCUUGCCUUUUACAGAUCUAUUGUAUACAGACAUAUGCUACAGUUGAAUUUAGUAUUUUAGCUGUGAUGGGCUAUGACCGAUUUGUCGCUAUUUGUCAUCCAUUACACUAUCACCAAUUAAUGUCUCAUAGAAAAGUGGGCACACUUAUUGCAUUGUCCUGGAUUUAUCCUUGUAUUGUUUUUGGACUUUACUUUAUAUUAACUGCACAGCGUACGUUUUGUGACAGGAUCAUAGAAAGGGUGUAUUGUAUUAGCUUUGAAUUACUCAAACUGUCCUGUCUUGAAAUCUCUACUCAGACCAAAGUUGGCUUUGUUGUAACUAUUUUUUUAAUUGUUCCACAGCUGCUCAUGAUAUUAUUUUCCUAUGCACAAAUCCUCAGAAUCUGCCUGUUUGCUUCUAAGGAAUCUCAGACCAAAGCUAUUCAAACAUGCACCCCACACUUACUGUCUGUGAUUAAUUAUUCAGUAGGAUGUUUUUUUGAAAUUAUUUCAAAUUAUCUGACAUUAAGUCAUUUCAACACAGCUCAAGUACCAUAUAAAGCUCGCAUAUUCUUAUUCCUUUACUUCCUGAUCAUUCCCCCAUUGUUUAAUCCUGUCAUUUAUGGAGUUAGCAUUACAGCCAUAAGAGCUCAGAUUUUAAAACUCUUCACCACUAAAAAUAAGUUAAAUCCACGACAGGUGAGGAUGAAGUAGCCUCACGCCUACUACUUUUACACAUUUUUAAGCCAAAUGCCUAAAUGAGCUAUAACAUUCUUUAUAGAUAAGCAAGCAUUGGUACAGAAAUGAUCACAUUUUAAUCAAAUGAUCAAAAAUAUCUUUCUAUUUUACAGGGAUAGGACUUAUUUGGGUAUUGGCCCAAUUGGGCAAGGGACAGAUCAAUAAGCUGGUCUUAACCAAUCACAUAGUGGCACUCCUUAUUGUCGAGCCCUGCAACCAUUGCCUUAUAAUGUAACACCACCUGAUACUCUGUAAAAUCAAUCAGGUUGUAGGAUGUUUUAAAUAAAACUUUACUU